AUGGACCAAGAAACAACCACACCCCCAUCACAACCCCCCACCAUCCAGAAGCCCAGUCGCCAUGGAAAAGGCAGCAAAAAGCCAUCCCCCAAAACCCUCAACCCGCUCCAAAUCGGCAUCCAAGACUUUGUGACCAACAACAUCGCCCCAGAAACACUGUCCCAAUAUGGCCUCUCACCAGAGACGCUACAAUCCAAUCUCCCAAAACGCUUCACAGUCUACGAGCCCAUGCUCCUCCUCCCCGUGAACGCCUUCAGCAGCCCCCCGGCCUGGAGCGCCCUGUACCAAUCCCUAACAGCCCUCCAGCAACAGGGGCUCUACGCUUCACUCGUAAAGGCCUUCAGCCGCAUGGGCGUAACGCAUAUCGCCAUCAACGCGCCCAUCGCGCUCACAGACACGCAAGGCCAUGAGAACCGCAUGCGCAGUCCCGCUGGCCUCGUCCCGCUGUACGGCGACUUUGGGCCUCCUGCUGCUACUACUACCAGUGCUACGAGUGCUGCUUCUCCUGCUGGCGAAGAGGGCCAGCCGAGCGACGAGGACCUGGAACGGGCGUUCUGGGUGCGCACGAUGCAGAACCACGGGAUUGUGCAGACCUGGGCGCCGCUCUAUACGAUGUUCUCCCGCGGGAACGUCACGGAGAAAGCGCGGGUUUUGGGCCAGGGGGCGGCCCCGUUUGAGGGGCUGGAAGUGGCCCAGUUGGGUGGGCAGGCUGUUUCGGAUGUGGGCGUUGUGGAUAUGUAUGCUGGCAUCGGGUAUUUUGUGUUUUCGUAUUUGAAACGGGGGGGUUGUUAG
Aspergillus bombycis is the source of this 792-nucleotide messenger RNA. RefSeq names its product tRNA(Phe) (4-demethylwyosine(37)-C(7)) aminocarboxypropyltransferase. NCBI's taxonomy places the organism in Eukaryota, Fungi, Ascomycota, Eurotiomycetes, Eurotiales, Aspergillaceae. The coding region runs from base 1 to 792 and encodes 263 amino acids. Gene Ontology annotation, molecular function: tRNA methyltransferase activity. Gene Ontology annotation, biological process: tRNA methylation. Gene Ontology annotation, cellular component: cytoplasm. The transcript is spliced from 2 exons. The record is from RefSeq and is a predicted model, not a curated record.